AUGGCGCCCAGCUCGAAAUCCGAAAAGGGUGAUGGCAAACAGAAAGCUCAAAGAAAACACAAAGACCAUGUCGUGAAGCUUCUCAUGCGUGGGAAGCUGUCAGGACAGUUUUCUCAGCGCCUGUUCAGGAAGCUACCACCUCGAGUCUGUGUCCCAUUAAAGAACAUUGUCAGCGAGGAGUUCCUGAGAGCAGGGCAUAUCUUUCUUGGUUUCACCAAAUGUGGCCGUUACGUUCUAUCCUAUACCAGCGACUGUGGGGAAGACGACGAUUUCUCUUUUUACACCUACCAUCUCUAUUGGUGGGAGUUCAACCUGCACAGUAGACUCAAACAGGUGCAUCAUGUGCGUCUGUUUGCAGGAGAGGAAAUCUACAGCGACCUCUACCUGACUGUGUGUGAGUGGCCAAAUGACCACUCCAAAAUUGUCAUCUUUGGCUUCAAUACGCGCAGUUCAAGCUCCGUUCUGAUGAACUUAAUGAUGAGUGAUGAAAACAAUAGAGACAUAUACAUCACCAUCGCCUCCAUGCCUCCUCCUAAGCCUUGCUCCUUCUGCUGCCCAGUUCCCUCAGCCACUACCAUACGUACAGGAAGCGGUGAGUGUCUGGAGCAUGGCUAUGUGCUCAACAGCAGGUACCAGGUGGUGUACCCGUUCCCGACUUUCCAGCCAGCUUUCCAGCUGAAGAAGGAUCAGGUCAUCCUGUUAAACACUAGCUACUCUCUAGUGGCCUGCGGCAUCUCACUCUGUCCAGGUAAGCAGAGUCAGUCAUCGCAGAUCCUUUACACAAAGAGAGCAGCUCUGUCAAGUCCAGCCUCCACAUCUUUUUCCUCCACCUCCUCGGCCUCUUCUUCCUCGCUACCUCAGGGGUCUCCAGAAAGCCGACUGCCACCCAGUAGACCUGCUCCAAUUCCCUCAUCUCCUAACCAGUCCCAAGCAGCCGUGCGAGCCCGGGAGUUUGCAGCCGACCUCUUCAGGCGCGCCCAGGGAGGAGGAGGGGUGGGGGGAGAAAACGAAGGCCAGACAGAAAGGAGAACAGUUGAUGGUGCUGUAAAAGAGGCAGCGCAGAUACCAGGAGACAAAGGGAUAACUGUAGGGACUCGCAGAGAGGAGGAGGAGGAUUGUAGAGAGAGGAGGGAGGAGGAGACACGGACUAGUUUACCUCAGGUGUCAGCAUCAGGCGGGAGUCACAGUUUGCCACAGUGCUCUGAACAAGUGAUGUCUCCCUCUUCCUCAUCACCUGCAUCCCCUCCGACCCCGUACUCAUGCCAGGAGGCCGGGCCCUGCGAGCCUGGAUAUGUCAACUAUUCAUGCCUGCACUUCUGCCUCCAACAGCCAGGGGCAGCAGAACAGAAUACAGAAGGUUAUGAGGACGAUAAAGUUCAGCUACCUUUCACAGUCACCGACCUUAAAGGACGGAACCUGCAGCUUGUCACCGAGCCACACAAUGGACAGAGUGUGUGUGUGGAGCAGUUGACUCUAGAUUUCGAGUAUCUUAUCAAUGAGGUGAUCAGGAGCGAUGCUGCCUGGGCCCCUCAGUUCUGCUCCUUCAGCGACUAUGAUGUUGUGAUAUUAGAGGUGUGUCCUGAAACCAACACUGUGAUGAUCAACAUUGGUCUGCUGUUACUGGCCUUCUCCAAUUCGGAUGAGGAGCACUGCAGGCCAAACACGUACCAUUCCAACCUGCAGGUCAGCUGGGACCUGAACACAGGUGUGUGUUGCACCGUGGGUGUUGGUGACCUUACAGAGGUCAAAGGUCAGACCAGUGGGAGUGUGUGGAGCUCUUACAGGAAGUCCUGUGUGAACACGGUGAUGAAGUGGUUGGUGCCUGAGAGCAGCUCCCGCUACAUUAACCGCAUGACCAACGAAGCUCUACACAAAGGCUCGUCCCUGCAAGUGUUGGCAGAUAGCGACCGAUGUACCUGGAUUGUAUUAUGAAGAAAGAAGACGUGCCACAAGUGUCAAUGUAACAAACAAAAGCACACACACACUUCGACGUGGCCAGCUCAACCUUAAUCUGAGCAAAACUGCACCUGCUCAGUGACUAUGCUUUGGUAAAGCAGUUAAAACACGUGUCAAACUCAGCAAAUAAUGCUGUAGUUGAAAUACUGUAAAGAUUCCUUUUUUUUUUUUUUUUUUUUUUUUUUGUCUUUUUUAGGUGGUCUGUGUUUAAUUUUACAGGUUUCAUCUUUUAAAUUUUUGUAAAUGUGUACUGUAUCAUUGCUACCACCAAAACCAAGAGCUGGACUGAAUGAAGAUUUAGUUUUUUUGUUUUUAUACAUAAAGGUGUACUGUUAUAGUAGCAUGAGUGUUUCUUGUUUUUGCGUGUCUGUAACUGAACGUAUGCAAUAUCUGCACCUGUGAUGUUCAUAAGGGAAUUUCAUCCAGACUGUAGGUGUGUGUAUGUAUGGGUGUGUGCAUGUUUUGUGUGUAUGAAAUGAUUCUGACAGAUUCUGCUGCUUCUAAACCAGUUGUUUCCUCAGCUGGCCACAACCAGUUCAGUCUAGCUGUGUUGAUUUAUAAGGCUGCAGAGUUUAAAAUGAGACAAAUUGAACCCAGUACUCAAUUACUUGACUUUUUUGACCUCAUGUGACGGAUGUAGAGACUUGUUGGAGUCACAUGCUCAACUGGUAGACAUCAGGUUGUAUGUUUACUGGCUUGGAAGUAAUACCAUGUUCUGUUGGGAUAUUUUGUUAAAAUAAAAUGUUUAAAAGUC
Molecule: messenger RNA, 2710 nt
Organism: Micropterus salmoides (largemouth bass)
Lineage: Eukaryota; Metazoa; Chordata; Actinopteri; Centrarchiformes; Centrarchidae
Gene: dcaf15
Product: DDB1 and CUL4 associated factor 15
Exons: 13
Coding region: 1-1932 (643 amino acids)
Biological process (GO): protein ubiquitination
Cellular component (GO): Cul4-RING E3 ubiquitin ligase complex
Source: RefSeq, a predicted model, not a curated record